AUGAUGCGCUCUUCGCGGCUGUGUCGGCGGCAGAUGCGGCCGUACUACAAUCUCCCUUCCAAGUCGGAGCAUGGGCGAAAGAUGACGGGAUUCCUUACGCCCUACCGCCAUUGGAUGUGGAAGCAAAAUGAGUUGUGGCGCAAUGUUCACGAAGCGCAGUUUGAGCACCUGCGAAAAGUGUACAAGCGCCAGUGGCUCGAGUCUUUUCGUGUCAAUGCGGAUGAAUACAUAUACAAGUAUAACAUUACCAAGGCAGCCCAAUUGGCUCAGUGGGAGUACGAGAUGCAGGAACAGGAGAAGAAGCGGGUGGAGGCGAAGCAAAUGACGGAAGGAAGGCAAGCGCUGAAAAAGAAGCACUUGGAUUUACUGCGAGAAUUCCACGAGAGACAAUUCUUCUUUUGGUACGAACGCGCCAGUGAACGGCUGCAAAGCAUGAGUCUCAUUCAGUACAUUCCGCAGUCAAAGCUGCAGGAGCAUAUUGAUAGGGAGUUGGACAAGUACGUCGCUGGGAAGAGUGAGGCGUACCCGCUAAACUUCGUCGGACAAAUGCCUUUGGUUGAGGACCGCGACGGAAAUAUCGUGGAGGUGCCAGAAAGCCUCCUCGCCAACCAUGUCUCAGAGCACCCGGACUCCACGGCCAAACCCCAUCAGCCCCAUGAAGGCACUUGCGUCAGCGCAGAGGAGCAACUGCUGCGCACCAUGGCAAGUGCGAGGGAGGAAAGUCUGGAGGAAUGGCUUGAAGACGACUCGCGGGCACUCUCCGAAACGAUUGACGACAUUUCCCGCGAAGAGGAGCAGAGGGAUGCGGACACGCGAGUGGCGCGCAGCAUGGAGGAAACAGAGAGCGAGCGUGAAAUUAGUCGCCGUAUGUACAUUGACCGUGGCAAAUCGGGUUCGAAGGCCAUUUUCCGUCGUCCGAGUGUAAGCGAGACCGACGGCAGCGCUGCCGCUGCGGCAGCUGGUGGAGGUAGUGGUGGUGGCACGUCACCCGCGGACGCGAGUACGCCGAUGCGGCGCCGAAAGAAGGGGAAGUUGGACAGUGUGCAUGCUCUGCAGGAGCGGCAGGAUGCCUUGCUCGCCAAACUGUCUUCUCGGAGCCUUAAGGAGGGUGAAAGCGCAUCCACAAUUGGGAAGCGUGGGGAGAUUGUGGCGAAUCGGGGCCGCAUUCGCGACAAGGCGGCGAUACCGACCCAGGAAAUAUUAAUGCAAAAGCCCGAAUUGGCAGCCGGCAGUGUGCCCAACGCACGUGUUAGCGUCCAGGACAAAGUGGACCAACUCUACCAACGCGGUAGGUACAAGCAGAAGAAGGAGAGUGACGGGGACUAA
Molecule: messenger RNA, 1326 nt
Organism: Trypanosoma conorhini
Lineage: Eukaryota; Euglenozoa; Kinetoplastea; Trypanosomatida; Trypanosomatidae
Exons: 1
Coding region: 1-1326 (441 amino acids)
Source: RefSeq, a predicted model, not a curated record